UUGCAAUUGAUUGCCAGACGGUACUGAUCUCUCAGGUUUUGGUGGCUUCUUUCAGGCUAGCAUAUCCAAGCAAAUACUGCCAGACGCACUCUAGCAGAUAUGGCCGAUCCUAUCGCCCCUUGGAGAACCGCGGCACAGGGCCAUUUGACCGCCGAUGCUAAUGGAGAUCCCAAAACAGACUACUCAAGGUGGAGAUUGUUGGACGAUGAUGGUCGUCACACCUGGCAUUACCUCGAAUCCGAUGAAGAGAAUGCAAAAUGGCCUCAAUCCGUAGCUGACAAGUACUUCUUGGGACUCCCUACGGGACUUCCCAAGCUGCCACCUGCAAAGACGCCACUACAAUGUGCAGAGAAUGGUUUGGAAUUCUUCUCUAAACUACAAUUACCCCCAGGCAAUUGGGCCUGUGAGUAUGGUGGGCCGAUGUUCCUGUUACCAGGACUCCUCAUCACCUACUAUGUAACCAACACUCCAAUCCCUCCGGAGUAUGCUACUGAGAUCAAAAGGUAUCUUUUCGCUCGUCAGCAUCCCGAAGAUGGAGGCUGGGGUCUCCACAUCGAGGCCCAUAGCUCCGUGUUUGGUACCUGUAUGAAUUAUGUCGCGCUGCGCUUAAUUGGUGUCAGUGAGGACGACCAUCGAAUGAUCAAGGCCCGUGGGCUACUACAUAAAUUUGGCGGUGCCAUUUAUGGACCACAUUGGGCAAAAUUUUGGCUUAGCAUUCUUGGAGUCAUGGAUUGGGACUGCGUCAACCCCGUUCCUCCCGAAAUCUGGCUCCUUCCGGACUGGGUACCAUUUGCCCCAUGGCGGUGGUGGAUUCAUAUUCGCCAGGUCUUUUUGCCCAUGUCUUUCUUGUGGUCUAAGAAAUUCACUCAUCCACUGGAUCCGCUUACCAAGCAGCUUCGAAGCGAGCUGUAUACCGAGCCGUACGACUCAAUUAACUUCGCAAAGCACCGUAAUUCGAUUCACAAGGCUGACAAUUACUAUCCGAAGACGUGGCUCUUGAAUACGAUCAACUCACUUUUGGUCAAUGUCUGGAAUCCCUACCUGCGGUUCCCCGCACUCGUGCGCCGUGCUGAAGAAUGGACCUGGGAGUUGAUUCGCAUGGAAGACGAAAAUACUGACUACGCAGGGCUUGGUCCUGUGAGCAACCCAAUGAACAUGGUUGCUUGUUAUCUCCAUGACGGUCCUGAUAGCUAUUCGGUCCGUCGUCAUCGAGAGCGUCUAAAUGAUUAUAUGUGGGUGAAGAAUGAAGGGAUGUUGAUGAACGGCACCAAUGGUGUUCAGGCGUGGGAUACAUCCUUCAUCACGCAAGCCAUCGUCGUUGCAGGCUUUGCGGAUGAUCCUAAAUGGCGACCCAUGCUCACAAAAGCCUGGAAUUCCUUGAUGAUCACCAGCUGCGGGAGAAUGUACCUGACCAGGAGAAGUGCUACCGUCAGCACCGGAAGGGUGCAUGGCCCUUCAGCAACAAAACUCAGGGCUACACAGUCAGCGACUGCACAGCCGAGGGCUUGCGGUCUACGCUUAAAGGAUAGUGUUGACUGCUUGCUGCUCAUGCAAAAUCCUUCUGGCGGUUUUACAGAGUAUGAGAACACCCGUGCAUCGCCCAAGGUGGAGUGGCUGAAUGCCGCUGAAGUUUUCGGUGGGAUUAUGAUUGGUUACGACUAUCCCGAAUGUACCACUGCCUCCGUCACUGCGCUGUCUCUGUUCAGCAAGUUUUAUCCCGAUUACCGAUCCGACGAGAUUCUGGCGGCAAAAGAAAAAGCAGUCAAAUACAUCAAACGCGUGCAGAGAUCGGAUGGAAGCUGGUAUGGAUCUUGGGGCAUCUGCUUCACCUACGCUGCCAUGUUUGCCUUGGAAAGUCUCGCGAGUAUUGGAGAGACCUAUGAAAAUAGCGAUUAUUCCCGUCGAGGUUGCGAGUUCCUCAUUUCCAAGCAAAAGGAAGAUGGAGGUUGGGGUGAAUCUUACCUCAGCAGUGAGCGACAUGUGUACACCCAACAUGAGAAAUCCCAAGUAUGUCAGACUGCUUGGGCAUGUCUUGCCCUGAUGGAGGCAGGCUACCCGCACAAGGAGCCGCUUCGCAAGGCCAUGAAACUUAUGAUGUCCCGUCAGCAACCCAAUGGGGAGUGGCUGCAGGAAGCUAUCGAGGGUGUUUUCAACCAAUCUUGUAUGAUUUCAUACCCUAACUAUAAGUUCUAUUGGCCUAUUCGCGCUUUGGGACUAUACAGCAGGAAAUUUGGCAACGAGGAGCUCCUGUAG
This is a messenger RNA of Aspergillus nomiae NRRL 13137, 2253 nucleotides long. Its product is annotated as terpene cyclase/mutase family protein. The transcript has 5 exons. Gene Ontology annotation, cellular component: lipid droplet. Gene Ontology annotation, molecular function: lanosterol synthase activity. Gene Ontology annotation, biological process: triterpenoid biosynthetic process; ergosterol biosynthetic process. Lineage: Eukaryota; Fungi; Ascomycota; Eurotiomycetes; Eurotiales; Aspergillaceae. The coding region runs from base 100 to 2253 and encodes 717 amino acids. The record is from RefSeq and is a predicted model, not a curated record.